This is a messenger RNA of Gorilla gorilla gorilla (western lowland gorilla), 9089 nucleotides long. RefSeq names its product iron-sulfur cluster assembly factor IBA57 (gene IBA57). Gene Ontology annotation, cellular component: mitochondrial matrix. The transcript has 4 exons. Gene Ontology annotation, molecular function: protein binding. Bases 4240 to 5127 code for a protein of 295 amino acids. Gene Ontology annotation, biological process: iron-sulfur cluster assembly. The record is from RefSeq and is a predicted model, not a curated record. NCBI's taxonomy places the organism in Eukaryota, Metazoa, Chordata, Mammalia, Primates, Hominidae.
AUGGGGUGGAAGCUCAAGGGUGGGUGGCCCAGCGACUGGCACUCAGGGUCAGGCACCCAGGAGAUUCCACUUGGGAUGGACACCCAGGGGAAGCUCACCCAGGGCCCAGCACCCGGGGGAGGGCACCCAGAGGAGGGCUUGGCUCAACACCCAGGGAUGGGUCAGCGACUCAUCCAGGGGAGGCCUGGGUGCCAGCCCACCAUAUCAGAGCAGAGGCGUCUCUAGGGGAUGGACACCUUUUUAAUGACUUCCUGAGCUACGUGGGGUGAAUUUUUGGACUCAUUGUGUCUCUGCUAGUGGCUUUACCUGAUAUCCUGGCUGGGUGUAAAAAUCUAGCUUGGAAAUUGUCACCGACAAUGUUCACAUCACAACUUCGUUUUCUCGCUGCCAGCUUUUCUGAGAAGUCUGGUGCCGUUCUUAUUUGUACGUGAACUGUGUUUUUCUCAGAAGCUUUUCUUUAUUCUUGAUGUCGUGAAAUGUCAUGCUGAUGUGUCUUAAUUUGGGCUUUUUCCAUAUCGCAUCUCUGGGUACUUAGUGGGCUCUUUAAAUCUAGAACCAGCGUUGGUGAAAUACGGCCCUGAGGCCAGACCCAGCCCAUUGCCGGUAUUUAUAAUAAAAUUCUCUGGGAACCCCACCCGUUGGAUUCCAGGUGGUCUGGGGCUUCUUUUUCUUUUUUUUUUUUUUUUGAGACGGAGUUUUGCUCUUGUUGCCCAGGCUGGAGUGCAAUGGCACAAUCUUGGCUCAUUGCAACCUCUGCCUCCAGGGUUCAAGAGAUUCUCCCGCCUCAGCCUCCCAAGUAGCUGGGACUACAGGUGCCUGCCACCAUGCCCGGCUAAUUUUUGUAUUUUUAAUAGAGACAGGGUUUCACCGUAUUGGCCAGGCUGGUUUCAAACUCCUGACCUCAGGUGAUCCACCCGCCUUGGCCUCCCAAAGUGCAGGGAUUACAGGUGUGAGCCACUGUGCCCAGCCUGGGGCUGCUUUUGUCUAGAGUGGUAGAGUUGUGGCACGAGUGUGGCCCUCAAGCCUAAGUUAUUCACUGGCCCUUUACAGAAAAAGUGUGCCCACCCUAGCUCAAUAGGCUUAAAUCUUCAUGUCCCAGUUCAGAGAUAUAGUCAUCAUAGUCUGUCUUAUGUAUUCAUUACAUUCUGUCUAGCUGCUUUAAUUUCUUCAUCUUAAGAACUACAGUCUUUGAUUCUCUUGAGCCUUCUAUGUUAGUACUUUGCUGUUCACAUGUUAGCCUUACAAUGAUGUUGAUUUUGGUCCCCAAAUUCCCUUCCAUAUUUCUGUAGUCCUCUCUUGUCCUUUUCCCUUUGAGUCCUAGUUCAAUUGAAUUCCUAUUCUUAAUAAGUGUUUUGUGGUGUAAAGUACAGCUGACUUUGCACUACAUAGGUCACUUAUGCGUGGAUUUUCCUUCACCUCUGCCACCCUGAGACGGCAAGACCAACCCUUCCUCUCCUUCCUCUCCUUCCUCCUCCUCAGCCUACUCAACAUGGAGACCAUGAGGAUGAAGACGUUUAUGGUGAUCCAUUUCCAUUCAGUGAAGAGGAACUACAUUUACUCUUCCUUAGGAUUUUCUUCCUGGGAUUUGUAGCUUACCGUAUUGUAAUACAGUAUAUAAUAGCAUAAAACAUAAAAAAUAUGUGCCAUUUGACUGCGUAUGUUAUACAUAAGGCUUCCAGUCAACAGGAGUCUGUUAGUAGUUAAGCUUUUGGGGAGUUAAAGCUUAAAGGUGGGUUUUCAACUGUGUGGGGGCCAGUGUCCCUAGCCCUUGCAUCAUUCAAGGGUCAGCUGUCUGUCCUUUCUGUGUCUCAGGGCUUUUUCCUCUUCAUCCUUUCUUGCCUGGUCUGGAGCUUGUCUGCAGACCUACUGGGCCCCAGCUCCCCUUACCAAGCAUAUGCUUGGUGGCUCUUCUGUGGCUUUCUAUUUGCUCUCAUUGUGGGGGUCUCUGUCCUCGAGGUCUGCAGGAGGAGUUAAUUUUCUUCACUUGUGCUGGGUGUCUGGUGUGUCCGCCACUGUUCUGAGUGCUGAGGGCAUUGGAGGUGGCUCUGUUCUUCGCCAGCUCAGCACUGAAGGGUGACGUCAUCCAACUCUGGUCUCCCUUCUGAGAUGUGACACAAAGUCACAGGCCAGGGAGCUCCACUCUGAGGGGUCAGGUGGGGCGGGACCAUCCUCCGUGGGAUUCAGCAUCCGUGUAAUAAUACUUGAAACCCUCUAGCUUCAGUUCUGUUGGAGUUCAUGGCCCUGUUUCUCCUCAGCCGUCAGAAGAGGGACACAACAAGGUUACCUCCUUGAGUGUCUCCCCAGGGGUGGUGGGCGACAGGUGUCCAGAUGCCACCCCUCCCAGCUAUGUGGCGUGGGUGGGCUUAGGGCUGCGCUCGUUGGGCACGUUUAGUUCAGUUCAUGAGGUUACACUCUUUUCCUUGUCGGGCUGCUGUUGGCUGUUGACCUCCCUCUCUGUGGUUUGCCCCCUCUGGUCACUCCUCUGGGGAGAGGGCAGCCUGCAGGUCAGGGACCACCUCUCCCUGGAAGCCUCUGUGUGUUCCUGCUUCUCUGGUCAUUCCCUGCCCAUCAUUCCUUCAUGGUUUUUUCCUGAGUGUAGGAUUUUUUAUUUCAACUUUGAUACUUAAUAUAUCAUCCUGAGCCGUCGCUUCCUUAAAGCACCCUAUUCUUGUUUCCUGAAUGUAGCGCCUUCUUUCAGAUGAAACUGUAGUUUUUUGGUUGUUGUCUUUUAAUAGGAGUUGCUUUUUAGAGCAGUUUUAGGUUCUCAGCAAAAGAGCAGAAUGUGCAGAGAUUUCCCAUAUUACCUCACAACUUCCCCCACCAGAGUACUAUUUUCGUCACAACUGAUGAACCUCUGUUGACAUGCCAUCAUCACUUGGAGUGCAGUUUCCAUGAGGGCUCACUCUUGGCUUGGUGUGUUCAUGAGUUAGGCAAAUGUAUGAUGACACAUGUCUACCAUUGUAGCAUCACAUACAGUAGUGUCACUGCCUUGAAAUCCUCUGUGCCCUGCCCAUCCAUCCAUCUCCCCUAACUCCUGGCCACCACUGAUGUUUUCAGUGUCUCCAUAGUUUCAUGCUUUCCAGAAUGUCCUGUAGUUGGACUCAUGCAUCUGUAGCCUCUUCACAUUGGCGUCCUUCACUUAGUGAUAUGCGUUUAGAUUCCUCCAUGUUUUUUCAUAGCUUGACAGCUAAUUUCUUUUUUUUUUAGACAGAGUCUUGCUCUGUCCCCCAGGCUGUAGUGCAAUGGUGCAAUCUCGGCUCACUGCAACCUCUGCCUCCCAGGUUCAAGCGAUUCUCCUGCCUCAGCCUCCUGAGUAGCUAGGAUUACAGGCAUGCACCACCACGCCCAGCUAAUUUUUGUAUCUUUUUUUAGUAGAGACAGGGUUUCACCAUGUUGGUCAGGCUGGUCUCGAACUACUGACCUCAUGAUCGGCCCGCCUCAGCCUCCCAAAGUGCUGAGAUUACAGGCGUGAGCCACGGCGCCCGGCCAACAGCUAAUUUCUUUUAGUACUGGUUAGUAUUCCAUUGUCUAGAUGGACCACAGUUUACUUGUCCACUCAUCUACUGAGGGACAUAUUGGUUGCUUCCAAGUUUUGGCAAUUAUGGAUAAAGCUGCUGUAAACAUCCAUGUGCAGAUUUUCAUAUGGGUCUGAGUUUUUUUGUUUUUAUUUUUUAGACACAGGGUCUCUCUCCAUUGCCCAGGCUGGAGUGCAGUGGCACAGUUGUAGCUCACUGUACCUUCAAACUCCUGGGCUCAAGUGAUCCUCCCACCUCAGCCUCCCAAGUAGCCAGGACUACAGGUAGUUGAGGUCUCACUAUGUUGCUCGGGCUGGUCUUGAACUCCUGGGCUCAGGCGAUUCUCCUGCCUCAGCUUCACAAAGUGUUGGGAUUGCGGGCAUGAGCCACCAUGCCUGGCCUCCUUAGGGUCCCUUUCUAUCAGUUGGUUUUGAUCUCUCUUCAUGUAGGAGGCAGAGAGAGGCUGUAGGGUCAUGUUGCAGGUAGGAUUGUGGUUCAGUGGACUUGCUGCGAGCUGGCCAGGGCAAGGAUGUGGACUCAGUGCAGGGCUCAGCAGGCCCAAGAGUGUCAGGGCUGUGGCCUUGUGUCUGGCCAGCACUGAGGAGCAGGAGAGACUUGUCAGGCCUCUGGUGGCCUGGGGAGGAGGGAGGAGAGAGAAGGGAAGGAGUCAGGCCGGGUCCCAGGGCAGUGUUUUCCUGAACAUGACUGGAAACCCUUGGAUCUGAUGGCCAGGGGACCCUUUCUUUCAGUUGGCUGGGCCAGAGCCACCCCUGACCUCACUCCUCUUCCUGCACCCUUGCUCCCAACCGGGGCUUCUGGGCUCAGCAAACAAAAGCACAGGACACCCAGGUCCGUCUCAGACGAGCAACGGAUGAUCUGUAGGCUCCAGGAACACUCGGAGGUGUCUGGCUUCCUCCUGGAGUGUGACAGCUCCGUGCAGGGCGCGCUGCAGAAGCACCUCGCGCUAUACAGGAUCCGGCGGAAGGUCACGGUGGAGCCGCACCCGGAGCUGCGAGUGUGGGCGGUGUUGCCCAGUUCCCCUGAGGCCUGCGGGGCUGCAUCGCUGCAGGAGAGGGCAGGGGCUGCCGCCAUCCUCAUCCGCGACCCGCGAACAGCACGCAUGGGGUGGCGGCUCCUCACCCAGGAUGAAGGCCCAGCCCUGGUGCCCGGGGGCCGGCUCGGGGACUUGUGGGAUUAUCACCAGCACCGAUACCUGCAAGGCGUUCCUGAGGGGGUCCGAGACUUGCCUCCUGGGGUGGCCCUGCCCCUGGAGUCCAACCUGGCCUUCAUGAACGGCGUGAGCUUCACCAAAGGCUGCUACAUUGGCCAGGAGCUGACGGCCCGCACCCACCACAUGGGCGUCAUCCGCAAGCGCCUCUUCCCUGUCCGGUUCUUGGACCCCCUUCCCACCAGUGGCAUCACCCCUGGUGCCACGGUGCUGACUGCCUCAGGACAGACUGUGGGCAAGUUCAGGGCUGGCCAGGGCAACGUGGGGCUGGCCCUGCUGUGGUCAGAGAAGAUCAAGGGUCCUCUGCACAUCAGAGCCUCUGAGGGUGCUCAGGUGGCCUUAGCCGCAUCUGUGCCAGACUGGUGGCCUAUGGUCUCCAAGUAGUCCGAAGCCUUGGCUGGCGCAGGCUGAUGGGGAGGCUGGGGCCUGGGGCCUUUGGCCUCUGUCCAGGGUCUUCCCGUCCCAUCUGUCUGCUGCGCCUACUGGGUGGGAGCCCUGGUUUCCAUCUAGGAAAGUCCCCCUUGUAGAUGCCCUGCCUGGCCCCACCCAUGCUCAGGGGCCCCAGGCACGUGGGUUGUUUUCUCCCUGGGCUUCCUGUGGCCCCAGAGGAGCCCACCGUGUGAGUGCUGGGCUCCAGAUGACACCGUCCCGUCCUCCCAGACAACCCUGUGUGGAGCCACGAUUGGGACCUGGUGCCUAGCAUGAGCCUCAUGGGGGGUUGGUCCCUGUGCCUGGAAGCUGGGUGGUGUCCAGGGUCUGCAGGCUGGGGCUCGGGCUUUGGGAGUUGUUUCACUGUGCUUGCUUCCAGCAUGUCUCAGGGUGGGGCUAUGCGUGGUCUAGAGGGGUCUGGGGCAUUGGAUCAGGUGGCAUGUGGGUGUCUACACAUCGAGGAGCACACAGGGAUGAGCCACUAGGUAUCCCAUGCUGGAGGCUUGUGGAAGGCUGUGCCCAUCUCCCAUGUUUCCCCACCUCUGUUCCUCCUCAGAGCCCUCCAGGAGCGUGGGGUGGGGGCCAGCGCAGGGCUCAGGAGCCAGCAGGGCAGAGUUCUGCAUGUGUGUGCUGGGUUUCGGCAUAGCCUGUGUUUGCGGUGAGAGUGACUUGCUGUCAGUCACAGGGCACAGCCUCCUGUUCACCCACUGGCUUCCCCCUUCCCACUGAAGUGUGAGCUCUAUGUUUCAGGGCAUCUAUUAAAGAGUGAGCCACAGGCAGCCCCUUGGGAGCUCUGGUUUCAUUUGGGGGAGAGGGAGGUGGGGGCUUAGUUUUUGUGAUCUGGCUGACUGGACCCCGGGAACAGCGCUCCUUUGAGAACUCCCAGACCUACCAGAUGAAGCACUUGGCAUGGCUGCAGGCCAGCAGGGGAGGCCUCAGAGGCCCAGGCUGGGCGUGUGGGUGCCGAGUCUGCAAAGGACAGCCCCAUGGCUGUGAGCUGUUGGCUGCAGGGCGCAGGGCCUGGGGGGCAGGCAUUUGGGCCACCAAGCUGGACGUUAGGGCGGCCACAGAGGGCCAAGCAGGCAGGGAGCCUGUGCCGCCAUCCUGGGGGGCCACAGGUGGUCUCUAGAAAUCUGCAGCCAUGGCAGUUUUGGGGUCAGGGGUCUAAAGGUAGCUCUGAGCUGCAGUGUAGUUUGUGAUCACCCAGGAGGAGGGUGUAGAGCGGAUGGACGGGAGGAAGCGGCUGCAGCUGGAGGGAAGAGAAGGGCCGUCCAGCCUCACCCGCUGCAGUCAGCUCUCCCAUGGGCAAGGAAACAGCUAGGUGGCCCUGACCCCUGCGGUCCUGAGAGCCGGUGGCCUUCAGCCCCUCUUGGACAGGUCAUGGUCUGGAAGCGCCCAGCGCAGGAUGGAUUCCAGACCAGCAUCCCUGCAACCUUUUCAGCCCCACUGGCUGCUGCUUUAAACUGGCAUGGAGACAUUUGAUAAGCUUCCCGGCCAGUUUUCUCUCCAGCUCAGCCAGGAGUGGGUGCCUGUGGCCUGUGUCACCAAGAGCUGGUGUCUCCUGCAUGAGGGGCAUGCACCCCUGGAAUGAGGGUCUGUGCCUCGAGCUCAAAGUGUCCCGGCUCUCUCAUCUGCCUGAAGUUGCCUGGCUUUUCCAGCAGGGCCUCCUUGAGUGCUGCAGCAUCUGGGAGCGUCCUAGCCUGUCCCGUGGGUGUGGCUGGGUGAGGGCUAGGAGGUGAGCCAGGAAGGAAGCACUCCACUCCAGAGUGAGGUGCCACCUGAGCCAUCCUGUGCCCCCUCAGUGUCUUCAGGUCUCUGCAGGUGUCAGGAUCUCAAAAUACUUGGUUCAGAUCAAACACAUUUCGUGUUCUUCUGUGUCCUUUUUUUUUUUUUUUUGAGAUGGAGUCUUGCUCUAUUGCCCAGGCUGGAGCUCAGUAGCACAAUCUCUGCUCACUGCAACCUCUGCCUCCCAGGUUCCAGUGAUUUUCCUGCCUCAGCCUCCUGGGUAGCUGGGACUACAGGCACAUGCCCCAUGCCCGGCUAAUUUUUGUAUUUUUAGUAGAGAUGGGGUUUUACCGCGUUGGCCAGGAUGGUCUCAAUUACAGGCAUGAGCCACUGUGCCCAGCCUCUUCUGUGUCUUUAAAAAGGAAAGUGUCAGUCAACAAAAGAGCCCCUCUGUCAUACAAACCAAAUCAGUUUUCACCAAAAUGUCCUUAGUCCUCUCAGAAAGGCCUGGCCUUUAGGACCUUGGAAGCAGGCCCUAAAGCGCAUCGGCAGGGUCAGAGCUUUGUGUUCAGGAACACUGGGAUCUGCUGAGAGCUGGUGUAGCCGCUCCAAAACUGCACACUGCUUUUCCUGUCUGCUUUAGUUUGUGUUGUAAAAACAUAGGAAGUUCGUGUGUGUGUAUGUGUGUGUGAAUUCAAGGCAUAAGGUGCAGUUGUGUUAUGUGGGUAUAGUGCAUGGUGGUGCAGUCUGGGCUUCUUACCCUCACACCUCCUGCCUCCCCUUGUUAGAGUCCCCCACAUCCGCCUUCCACUUUCUGAGCCCACAUUGCCUGUUGGGCAGCUCCUGGUUAUGAGGCAGGACGUGUGGUGUUUGAUUCUCUGUUUCUGAGCUGUUUUACUUAACACAGUGUAUAUGGUGCAUCUUUAGGAAAGCAUGCUUAUAUUUUCCUUUCAAAGCCAGAUACGGGCGGGUAUGGUGGCUCAUGCCUGUGAUCCCAGCACUUUGGGAGGCCGAGGCAGGAGGAUUGCUUGAGCCCAGGAGUUUGAGAGCAGCCUGGGCAACAUAUCAAGACUCUGUCUCUUAAAAAAAAAAAAUUAGCCAGGCAUGGUGGUCCACACCUGUGGUCCCACCUAUUCGGGAGGAUGAAGUGCGAGGAUCACUUGAGCCCAGGAGGUUGAGGCUGCAGUGAGCUGUGAUUGUGCCACUGCACUCCAGCCUGGGCAACAGAGCAAGACCCUGUCUUAAAACAAAGAAAGAAUAAAAAAGAAGAGAAGUUGCAGUUGGUAGUAUUUCCAGAGCCCGGCAGACAGUGUAGAAACUGUGAGAAACCCACCUCCAAAUCAGGCCUUAGAUAGAAAACAUCCUAAGAAGUAUACGUUCAUUGUAAAAUCAUUAUCGUCAUCAUCUUCUAAUCCCCAAGGAGACAAGCUGCCUGUUCUGUGUUCUUGUAUGAGACGGUCAGUCAAGCGCAGCCCGAGAGGAGAGGCGGGAGCCUGGGAGAGCCUCUGCCAGACCUUUCCUAGCGCUUCCCCAGGAAAGGCAAGGCAGGGCAGAUGUGCGGCUGACCAGCUGGGGUGAUUUCCAUGGGCUCCAAGCUGUAGGAGUGGUCCCUGGCUGCCAGAGUGCUCUGGCCAGAUAGAGGUGGGCUCUGGGCUGGUGAGGCUGCAUCGCAGAGGCGCGCACACCCAGCUGGGCCCUUAUCUGUAAGGACUGGCUGGCCUGGGAGGGGCAGUCUCCCAGCCAGAAGGUGGAAUUUUUUUUUUUUUUGAGAUAUCAAAACAUCCUAAGGUACAGGAAAGAAAUUGUAAACACACACACACAGUACCAUAAACAAGGCCCAGCAGAAAGGCAGACAGAAGCACACACACCAAUGUUCUGAUCUUAGAGUAAGCAGACACAUCACAUGGAAUGAGGAUGUUUAAUAUAUUUAAAGAAAACAAUUUAUGCACAGGAAGCAAGAGACUAUAAAAAUGACCAAGCAGAUUUUAAAAAGAGAACUUGUUGAAAUAAAAAUAAAAUACUCUAAAAAAUAAUCCAUGAUGUGUUUCCUGAAGAAUCGGGAACUGUUUGAAGAAAUGACCCCAAAGUGCAGCAUAGAAAGACAGAGCUGGAAAAUAUGAGAUGGGAUGAGACAAGAAGAUGGAGAGUUUAGUAUGACAUCCGCAAUUUAUGAGUAAUUUCAGAAGGAGGGG